Stomoxys calcitrans (stable fly) is the source of this 306-nucleotide messenger RNA. Its product is annotated as larval cuticle protein 65Ag1-like. Gene Ontology annotation, molecular function: structural constituent of chitin-based larval cuticle. The record is from RefSeq and is a predicted model, not a curated record. The transcript has a single exon. Bases 1 to 306 code for a protein of 101 amino acids. Gene Ontology annotation, cellular component: chitin-based extracellular matrix. Lineage: Eukaryota; Metazoa; Arthropoda; Insecta; Diptera; Muscidae.
AUGAAAUUCGUCAUUGUUUUCGUUGCUUUGUUCGCCUUAGCUUUGGCUGCUGAUCCCAAGGAUGCUGAAACCUUGCGUUACGAUGCCAAUGUUGAACCCGAAAGAUACGAUUUCAAUGUUGCAACCAGCGAUGGAAAGAACUUCCAAGAACAAGGAGAAAUUGAGAAUCUCGGCAGUGAAGAUGAAGCUAUUGCUGUUAGAGGAUCUUACUCCUAUGUGGGUGAUGAUGGUCAAACCUACACUGUCAACUACAUCGCUGACAAAAAUGGAUUCCAACCCCAAGGUGCUCACAUCCCAGUUGCCUAA